AAAUUAAAGACAGAACAAAAAAUAAGUAAUUCUCCAUCAAUACCAUUCCUCUCUUCUGAGUUUGCCGCCUGCAUAUAUUUCCUCGGGGGAUCUUUCCCUUCUGGUCUGCUCCUUUAGCUGAAGUUCAGAAAACCACCAAGCACUGAAUUUCCUUAGGUGGAAGGCUUUAUACAAUGGACAGAUAGCACAUCUAAACAGGCGUUUCGCUGAAAUUGGGGGUUCCAGCAAAGGGCAGUCUUCCGAUCCAAUGGGGGGAUUAAAUGCUGCGCAGUAUGUCUCUAUUGAUGAGGAAGCUUCUCCAAGGUUGGAGAAGUUCAGGAAGGUUUCAGUCUUACCUCUUAUAUUCCUGAUCUUCUAUGAGGUGUCAGGGGGGCCGUUUGGCGUUGAGGACAGUGUCCAGGCGGCUGGCCCUCUUCUAGCCCUGCUUGGGUUUCUUGUCUUCCCAUUCAUAUGGAGUAUCCCUGAGGCCCUGAUAACGGCAGAAAUGGGUACGAUGUUUCCGGAGAAUGGGGGCUACGUUGUCUGGGUUUCAUCGGCACUGGGGCCCUUCUGGGGUUUUCAGCAAGGUUGGAUGAAGUGGCUAAGUGGAGUUAUUGACAAUGCUCUGUACCCAGUUCUGUUUCUGGACUACCUUAAAUCAGCUGUGCCGGUGUUAGGUGGAGGUUGGCCUAGGAUUUUAGCCGUGCUGGUCUUGACUAUGGUUCUUACAUAUAUGAACUACAGGGGUUUAACGAUAGUGGGCUGGAUGGCUGUGUUCUUGGGGGUUUUUUCACUCCUCCCUUUUGUGGUUAUGGGACUCAUUGCAAUUCCAAAACUGGAGCCCUCAAGAUGGCUAGUGGUAAAUUUGGACAAAGUGAAUUGGCGUUUGUACUUGAAUACUCUGUUUUGGAAUUUAAACUACUGGGAUUCAAUAAGUACUCUUGCAGGAGAAGUUGACAACCCGAAGAGAACCCUCCCUAAGGCCCUUUUUUAUGCUGUCUUCUUGGUUGUUCUUGGAUAUUUUUUCCCUCUUCUGACUGGAACUGGAGCUGUUCCACUUAAUCUUGACUUGUGGAGCGAUGGUUAUUUCUCAGAUAUUGCAAAGAUCGUAGGUGGGGUUUGGCUGAGAUCUUGGAUCCAAGGGGCUUCUGCAUUAUCAAAUAUGGGGAUGUUUGUGGCUGAGAUGAGCAGUGACUCUUUCCAACUCUUAGGGAUGGCUGAGCGUGGGAUGCUUCCUGAGUUCUUUAGCAAGAGGUCUCGCUAUGGAACCCCUCUAGUUGGGAUCUUGUUCUCUGCCUCGGGUGUGAUUUUACUAUCAUGGCUGAGUUUUGAAGAGAUUGUAGCUGCAGAGAACUUCCUAUACUGUUUUGGAAUGAUUCUGGAGUUCAUAGCAUUUGUGAAAUUAAGGGUACAAAACCCAACAGCUUCAAGGCCAUAUAAGAUACCUGUUGGAACAGUUGGAGCCAUUUUAAUGUGUAUUCCUCCAACUAUAUUGAUCUGUGUCGUUUUGGCUAUUGCUUCUAUGAAGGUCAUGGGUAUAAGCCUUCUUGCUGUGUUGAUUGGGUUUUUACUGCAUCCUGGUCUCAAGUAUGUUGAGAAAAAGAGAUGGGUCAAAUUCUCCAUAAGUUCUGACCUUCCAGAUCUUUAUACAGCAACUGAUCAUGAAAAUACAGAAUCCUUCAUGGAUUGAACAAGUUGUUGGAUUAGCAUGUGAAGUUACAGUACCACUUACAAUGGUGCAAUGAAAAAGCUUUUCAAUGGUCUACUUUAUGUAGAGGGUUCCAAGCCACAUCAGUCUGCUAGCUUGGAGUGGCCUCCUGGGGAAAUAUGGCCAAAUCAGUCUGUUCACUUGAUGAUAACUUUUGUUUCUCCAAACUUUGUUAUUAGAAGCUAGGUUAUUUUGCCUUGUUUCUGAACUUGUAAUUAAGCAAAACAUCUUUAAGAUGUUUAUCAAUAUGCAAUUGAGAGCCAUAUAUCUUUUCUUGAUC
Messenger RNA from Nelumbo nucifera (sacred lotus), 1967 nucleotides. Its product is annotated as putative polyamine transporter At1g31830. The record is from RefSeq and is a predicted model, not a curated record. Gene Ontology annotation, biological process: transmembrane transport. NCBI's taxonomy places the organism in Eukaryota, Viridiplantae, Streptophyta, Magnoliopsida, Proteales, Nelumbonaceae. Gene Ontology annotation, molecular function: transmembrane transporter activity. Gene Ontology annotation, cellular component: membrane.